AUGACUAGCGUGAUCGGUCACCUCACAGGAUUGGAUUUUGACCGUCAGUACAAGGGUUGGAUGUCUUGUCCUCCAGGCGCUUUAUUUGAAGCUCCUGUUCAAGAAGACAUUGAUAAAGACAAGCUGCCGAUCGCAGAAAAUAUUCAAACUCAAGCCAGGUACAGCAAAGCCUUGUUUAUCUGGACAGAUUGUGAUCGAGAGGGGGAACACAUUGGCUCCGAAGUCCGAAACCAGGCGAAAAAGGGCAAUGCUCGCAUAGAGAUCAAGAGAGCCAAGUUCAGCAAUACUGAAAGAGCCCACGUCCUACAGGCUGCACGUGGACCAGUCGACCUUGAUGAGUAUCAAGCCAAUGCUGUGGCGGCCAGAAUUGAACUUGAUCUUCGCAUCGGUGCGGCAUUCACUCGGCUACAAACCCUGCAACUCCAAGCUGUGGCCGAAGUUUUGAAAGAGAAGGUUAUUAGCUAUGGGUCAUGCCAGUUCCCUACGCUGGGAUUUGUGGUCGAUCGAUACCUACGAGUAAAGAACUUCAAACCUGAGACCUUCUGGGGUAUCAAAGUCAUGCUUCAGCGCGAAGGGAAGAAGGUUAAUUUCUUAUGGAAGCGUGUUCAUCUAUUUGACCGCGCAGCAGUUACAAUGAUGUUGGAGCGCUGUCUAAUUGCGAAGGAAGCUAAAGUUGUCAAAGUUGUUCAAAAGCCGAAGAGUAAAUGGCGACCAUUACCCUUGACUACAGUCGACCUCCAGAUGAUGGGCAGUCGAUUUCUUCGCAUGGACAGUCAAACUAUCAUGAAGAUUGCCGAAGCCCUUUAUACAAAGGGAUACAUCAGCUAUCCGCGAACGGAGACAGAUCAGUUUGACAAGGCCAUUGACCUCAAGAAGCUGGUGGAGAAACAGUUCCCAGACAACUCGUGGGGUCAAUAUGCUCGAGAGCUUAUCGAUGGGAAAUUCCGGACUCCCCGAUGGGGUCGCAAUAAUGACAAGGCCCACCCGCCCAUUCAUCCAGUAGCUUGGGUCUCACCAAACCAACUAAGCGCCAACGAGAAAAAGGUGUAUGAGUUUGUGGCUCGAAGAUUCCUCGCUUGUUGCUCAGAUGAUGCCAAGGGACAAGGCACUGACAUUGAGAUACAAUAUGGAGAAGAGUUGUUCCAUGCCAAUGGCCUCAUUGUGCUUGAAAGAAACUAUCUCGACGUCUACGUCUAUGACAAGUGGGAGAGCAGUCAAGAACUCCCAACCUUUGAGAGGGGAGAGACCUUCCAGCCUACCGAGGCGAACAUAUUCGAGGGCAAGACUACUGCACCGAACUAUUUGACGGAACCAGAGCUUAUUGGUCUUAUGGAUGCCAAUGGUAUUGGCACUGACGCAACCAUGGCAGAGCAUAUCGCCAAGAUCAAAGAUCGUGAAUACGUCGUGACUAAUAAACGAGGAAGCGGACGAACUUCGGUUGAAGAGCUCAUACCAACUCGGCUGGGAAUUGCGCUUGUUGAAGGAUACGACAACGUUGUUUCAGGCCUCCCGAAUAGUAUUUCUUUGAGCAAACCGUUUCUACGAAAGGAGAUGGAACUACGAAUGCUUGAGAUCUGCGCAGGCACGAAGACUCGACAAGAGGUAGUGCAGCAGAGUCUUGAUAUGUACCGGGAGGUCUUUAUUCAUACUCAGAGGCGGAUUGAUAUGUUAAAAACGGCAUGUCGAAAAUAUCUCGUCGAAGACGCCGGUUCGUGA
Molecule: messenger RNA, 1716 nt
Organism: Penicillium angulare
Lineage: Eukaryota; Fungi; Ascomycota; Eurotiomycetes; Eurotiales; Aspergillaceae
Product: DNA topoisomerase 3
Exons: 5
Coding region: 1-1716 (571 amino acids)
Biological process (GO): DNA topological change
Cellular component (GO): nucleus
Molecular function (GO): DNA topoisomerase type I (single strand cut, ATP-independent) activity; DNA binding
Source: RefSeq, a predicted model, not a curated record